Molecule: messenger RNA, 7843 nt
Organism: Ictalurus punctatus (channel catfish)
Lineage: Eukaryota; Metazoa; Chordata; Actinopteri; Siluriformes; Ictaluridae
Gene: mapre2
Product: microtubule-associated protein, RP/EB family, member 2
Exons: 7
Coding region: 4642-5640 (332 amino acids)
Biological process (GO): spindle assembly; regulation of microtubule polymerization or depolymerization; protein localization to microtubule plus-end
Cellular component (GO): microtubule organizing center; cytoplasmic microtubule; microtubule plus-end
Molecular function (GO): microtubule plus-end binding
Source: RefSeq, a predicted model, not a curated record
UUGGAUCAAGGUGUAGAUCAUGUCUCUGGUGUAACUGCGGCUUGAAAAGUAACCGAGGUCGGGUAGAGACCGAGAGAGUGUACGGUGGGGAAAAUGUCCGGAAGUAAAGCAGCGCGCGCAGCUUUGAGUGUCCUUGCUAGCUAGAUUAGCUGUCACCAAUUUAUUCACAAAACAUGUCAGCCUUUUUUUUUUUUUUUUUUCUCUCCCCCCCCUUUCUGUUUGACUAUUUUCAACUAAUAAAAUCACAGCGCUACCUUGCAUUGCUUAUUUAUUUGUUUCUUUUACUACUCUUAAGAUUCCUUUCGAUAAAAAAAAAAAAUCCGCUUGAUAUGUUGAAUGUAUUUAACUUGGACGUUGACAGUACGUUAGCUUCGUAGCUAACUAGCUUUCUUGUGUGUAUGUGAGUGUGAGUGAAUCAUUUUGAAUUAACCUGAAGUUAAAACUUCACAUAACUGCCUGGUUUUAUUUCUAAUUUCACAAUAGUUUUUUUUAUGAGGAAAAAGGAGCUGGAACUGAAGGAGAGAGAGAGAGAGAGAGAGAAUCAAUAAGGCUGUUCAAGCACAAAAGAGGUUUGAACAGAGUGGUACUGAAUCUUCACCAAACACUGUUCGGUGGUUCUUUCGGAGAACCUCGACAUUGACGUGCGGAGAGGUUGUGACGUUCAAAAUGAACUAAAGGAACAAAUGAAUUAAGGAAUAAAACGCACAAACGGAGAGAAAAGUAAUCAACGAUGGUGUGAUGUGAUAAAGCGGGGUCACUGUUACCACCCCUGAGGUGUUUCUUUUCAGCACAAGGUGUUUUAUUCCUUUUACACCACAGCGGCUUGUCAUCCAAUACAAUUUCUCACUUAUUAAAGCGGGACGUUGGUGUACCGUUGAUCUGUUUGUAGCUACGUAUGUUCGUGUUAAAAGCUCUCUCCCCCUAGCCUAGCUAUAUCACGUUAUAGCAGCUAUAAACAGUCGGUCCUCGUCAAACUCUUUAUUUUCUCUUUUCAAUGAAACAAAACAGUUUGUCCUGUCAUGGAAGAACCGAUAAAGGGUGAACUCGUCUGUCUAGAAAACGGCAGGUCAUGGCUUUACCUCAGACUGUUACAAAGCGCUGACACUGGAGACUCCUUCUGUAACGUGUUCAUGUAAACGUCACCGUAUUACGGAAGCCCGUUUCCACCAAGUCGCGAGACACUUUGUUGGGCUUUACAUCUAUCAAUUCUAAAAGCAAAAACAAAACCCAAAAAAAUGAUUUUUCUCGCAAUUUCGAGUUAACGUCUCACGAUUCUGACAUUCUCCGAAUUGCUAGUUUAAAUCUCACAAUUCUGACUUUUUUAUUCUCGCAAUUACGAGUUUACAUGUCACAACUGCGAGUUCAUGUGGCACAGUUUUUUAUUAUUUUUUUUGCUCUCAUAUUUUAGAUGUUCACUUGACUUUUAGUAAGUUGGAAAGAAUGCACAGACAAAGCAUCAAUCAUUCUAUAUAAAUAGGCUAUAUAAGAACAACACUCAUCAGCUAGGCAAAACAAGGACAGUUAGAUGCUGGCACUCGAUUAUGUACUCGUAAUUGUGAGAAAAAAAUUCAAAAUCUUGAGGGAAAAUUCUGCAAUAUAAAGUUGUAAUUCCCUUUUUUUUAAACAAAAAUAAAAAUUCCCUCCAUGGUGGAAAUGGGCUUUCUGUACAAUAUCGCCCAUUAGACAAUUAAAAAAAAAGUUUUCUCUCAAAACGAUAACCCAUUAGAACUACCUUGUUUUGUGCCUGUUCCACAACAUUAAGCGAAAACGUUCUUUAAUAAAUAAAAAUUGCAAUCGCUGACAAAAUGCUGUGGUGUAAGAGGAAAAAAACACUUUGGGACAUACUCUCAUUUUGGACCACCCUCUUCGUUUAUUAUUUUCCUGUAACGGCGCACUCGGUUGUAGUUUUAUUCUUUACCUAAUAGAUAUUUGAAAGAAAUGCAUGCUUUGGGCUGCGGAGGUCCAGAUAUUACGACUACAAGGAUCUAAAAGGGUCCAGAAGGACAUUUGUGGAAUGCACAAACCUUCGUGUUGAUAUUUUGGUUUCUUUCACUAUUAAUAUUUUCUCUGACCGUUUCCGUCGCUUGGGAAAAUGAAACAGAGGUUAGAAAUGAGAAAUAUCUUGCUGCGAUUAUGUACGCCAAAAAAACCCCCAACAACAAAUUCAGAGCAAGUAUGCACGUUUGGAGAUUGGGGUCACGUGAUGGCGUAUUCAGAAACCAGCCGCUACCUAUUGUAAGGUAACUUACAUUUCUGCAGGUAUGAUCUAUCAAUCGUAUUCAUCUCAGUAAGGGUUCAGCAAUCUGCAGACGAGUUAAAUUCGGAGCGUUAAAAGCACUCGAGGCCCGAGCUCGUCUCCGGUUUCCACAUUAGACCUGCAUUAGACCACACUGUCCUUUAGGUUAAUGGGAGUACACUUGAUACGUAAGCAUUUGUCUAAUAGAAUAACCAUAUUACAUGCAUACUUGUACCACAGUGCUGUUGAAUUCUGGAUUCCGAUUGGUCGGCAGUUGUCGAAUCGUUUUCUGUAACAGUUGUGCAGCUGCAAAUCACGGGGUUUAUAUUGCAUUCUAAUACGUUACCGUUUGUAUAGUAACUACUAACACUGGGACGUUUAUGGAGGACGCUCAACGUAACCUAAGGCUAAUAAUAAACAUCAUGUUGUCAAUAUGGCGAAGUUCGCUGUGAGGAGAGUGUCCAGUGUCAGCGCUUUGAGAGUCGUAGGAAAGACUUCAGGACAUCUGUCUUGUUAACGUCGAGAGCAAAAGAGAGGCUGGCAAGGGAAUCGCUGUGUAUAGCUGCGGUAAUAUAACCGAGGACAAGAACUAAGUGAAAUAUUGCAGCUGUAAAUGGAUAAAAAAAAGUACAAUUUGUUGUACCAAAAUUGCAAAUUGCUGUGGUGUACGAGAAAUAAAAAACGCUUCAGGACGUAGAGGAAAAUAAUCAACUUUGGGACAGUGACAGCAAGUCCACUUCUUCCCACCGCCCUGUCAUUUUCCUAUAACAUUACGUCCUGAAGAGUUUCUAUUUUAUUUUAUUCUAUGGUUACUCGGCUCACGUUAACUUCUCUAACUCUAAUUCUCGUUUAGAUAAAUAAUGCCGUAGCAGCGCUCUCACUCGGAGAGUGAGAACAUGUUAAACAUGUUAUUUAUUUAAAUGAAUAGGAAAUUCUAGUUACCCACCUUUAGUGCGUUUUCACAUUUGGGAUGAAUACUCGUGUCUCCACUCGACAGAGGACCUGCACUGUAUGGCCAAAACUCACUCGUACGUGCUUGUUGAGCAUCCCGUUCCAGAUUUAGUCUUGCUUUUCUUGUAUAGUAAGCGCCACUCUUCUGGGAAGGCUUUCCACUAGAUUUUAGAGCACGGAUGUGGGGAUUUGCCCAUUCAGCCAUAAGAACAGUAGUGAGGUUAGGCAUUGAUCUUGGGUGUUCAGUCGGGUUGAGGUCAGGGCUCUGUUCAGGACACUCGAGUUCUUCCACAUUCUUCUAAACUUAACACACCAUGCCUUCAUGGAGCACGCUUUGUGCAUGGGUGCAUUGUCGUGCUGGAACAGGGUUUAGGCUUCUUAGUUCCAGGGAACUGAAACUGUAAUGCUACAGCAUACAGAGACAUCCUAUACAAUUGUGUGCUUCCACCUUUGUGGCAACAGUUUGGGGAAGAACUGAGUAUGAGUGUAAUGAGCAGGUGUCCACACACUUUUGGUCAUAUUGUGUAUUCUGGGCUCAUUUGGUGAGAGGAGAUUAGAGUCAUCCAAGUCUCCUCUGCUGAUCAAACCCCAGCCCUUUUCCCACCAUCAGGAAAUAACAAGUCACGUUACUUAAGAGUUUCUAUACCCAAUGCGGCUCGCACGGUCUGGUCAAAGCGAGCCCCAGCACCGAUCGGUUCUCUGGACCACUUCCAGCCUAAAAAAAACAACAAAAAAAAACCCAGCUACAUUUCCUCAAAUGUACUGUAUUUUCAGAGUGAAUAGCUCCAAGUCCGGAAGAAAGCGCAAGUGUGAAGACGCAAAAAAACAAAGGAGAUGAAUUGGCGUUUAUAGUUUUAUAUUUUAUUUAUUGAUAGAAUUUUUUUCUCCGCAAAACUGUUCAGCAUUUAUUUUACCAGACCAAAACGCAGGGUCCCACUCAUCAAGCCCUGUGGUGCAAGAGGAAUAAAACACAGCGAAACAAACUAAUAUUAUUGGACAAUAGUUAACUUUGCACCCCCUAGCGGCUGGACGGAGUAUUACUUUGAAUGUGCACUGCAGUCAGGACGCCUAAUUUAUCUUUAUUUAUUUUUAUUUCUUUAUUAUGACAUCAGCGUGAUAGCAGAAAAAACUAAUACAAACAUACAAAUUUAUAUUUUGUGUAUAUAUACUUAUAUAUAUAUGUAUAUAAUAUAUAUUUCUUUCCGCCUUAACGAACGAUUUAAAAAAAAAAAUCACGACGCUUAUAGUCACGUGUGGGAGUCGCUAGGGGUGACGUCACCGCCGAGCUCAGCGCGAGACCCGCCUUAGAAACAAGCAAAAAAAAAAAGAAAAAAAAGCCUAGGUUGUCGUCUGUUAUUAUUGUUAUUAUUAUUAUCAUCAUCAUCGUUGUUGUUGUUUUAUUAUCAUCGCAUUUUUCCCGAGAACGGUUCUAGAUAUUUUUCUCCCAGACCCAAAUGCCAGGUCCCACUCAAGCACUGUCCCCGAACGGAGAGAAUAAUAACGACAUCAUUCAGGACAAUGGAACCAACAUCAUCCCUUACAGAAAGAAUACAGUGCGAGGAGAGCGCGCGUACAGCUGGGGCAUGGCGGUCAACGUGUAUUCUACCUCAAUCACCCAGGAGACUAUGAGCAGGCAUGACAUCACCGCCUGGGUCAAUGAUCUGCUCAGCCUAAACUACACGAAAGUGGAGCAGCUCUCUUCAGGUGCUGCUUACUGCCAGUUCAUGGAUAUGCUAUUCCCUGGCUGCAUCAGUCUUAAGAAGGUCAAGUUCCAGGCCAAGCUGGAGCAUGAGUACAUUCACAACUUUAAACUUCUUCAGGCCUCCUUCAAGAGGAUGAACGUGGACAAGAUAAUUCCAGUAGAGAAGCUCGUCAAGGGUCGAUUUCAGGAUAACCUGGAUUUCAUCCAGUGGUUCAAAAAGUUCUUCGACGCCAACUAUGACGGUAAGGAGUACGACCCCUUGGAGGCGCGACAGGGCCAGGACGCCAUUCCUCCUCCAGACCCCGGAGAGCAGAUCUUCAACCUGCCUAAGAAGUCAUCCCAUGCAGCCAGCUCCCCUACGGCAGGGGCUACUAGAUCAUCGAGUUCGACCCCCAAAUCCUCCACGUCAACCUCGCGACCCUCUUCUGCCAAAAAGGGCCCCGUAACGACAGCAGCGACCCCGGCCAAGGGCGAGAAGGAGCUGGAGGCUCAAGUAGCACAGCUUAACGAACAGCUGAACACGUUCAAGCUGGCGCUGGAGGGUGCGGAGAAGGAGCGGGACUACUACUUCGGGAAGCUGCGGGAGGUGGAGCUGCUAUGCCAGGAGCAGGGCCAGGAUAAUGGACCCUUCGUGGAAAAAAUUAUGGAAGUGCUGUACUCCACAGAUGAACAGGAGGCCGGAGGAGAAGGAGAACACGAGGCUCUGGCACAGGAAGCGGAAGUCCCUGACGACACACAGGAUGAAUAUUGAACACCAUCGAUACACACACACACACACACACACACACAUGCUCCUUUGCCGUUCGUGAGUUUUGAACUUUAUUUUAAGAUGGCACAAGAGGGAAAAGUCCAAAAGCCACUUUUAAUUGCUUUUGUUUGUUUUUUUGUUGUUUUUUUUUUUUAUAUAUCUAUUUUUUUUGGUAUUUUGUGAAACGAAAAAUGAAAUCUCGUUCCUGUACACGCCUUCCAUGUUUUAAAAAAAAAAAAAAGGAAAAGAAAAGAAAAACUGUGCACACUUUUACCACAAAGUUGUUUUCGUGAUUAUCAUUUUAACGUUAUGAAGGAUAAAAAACGGUUUUAUUCUCAGCUGCAGUUUCGUGUUAUAAUCUCUGUAUCUCUGGACUUCUGUAGCGACGCACACGUGACUCGCUACGUCGCUUACCUGUGUUCGCCAUCGGGCUCUUAGCAGCAGUUUGACAGACCGACAGUUGUAGGUGUUUAAAAAACAAACAAACAACAGAAACAAAUCAAAAACGGCAAAAAUAAAGUGCGAGUCUAUGCAUUCCUUCCUUCAUGCUGUGCUAGAAAUCACAUCCACCGCUUUAACUCCCGAGCUAACUCCCAACUCGUCGAAAUGUACUUAUUAAUCCGUUAAUACAUCCUUGUGCUAGCACUAUCUCGCUCGGCUGUGAGAUUAAAGACGCCGGUUAACGUCUUGACAUUAAGCCGAGUAAUCGGCAGCCGGUUGCACCGGUAGCUCUGUUGCAACCCUAGUUCAGCGGAAAUGUUCACUACGUUUAAGUUUACACACUACGGGAAACGAAAAUCACCGGUUGCACCAAGUAGCGUCGUUUUAACGGCUCUGAUGAUGUUCUGUAAUUCUUUAACGAUUUGUUCGAGGGAAGUAUUUCCCCCAUGCCGAUUAUCGUGACGACGGACAGAAACGUAGCGCUGCAAGCUAACAGAGGCGACAGGAGAUUUAUCGUGAACUCGCGUCGCUGCGAUUUGAGCGAAGUUUGAAUUCGACUCGAACGACUACGCCACAGUAAAGCGAUUAAAAAAUCUGCACGCUUCCUCGGACCAAUCGCGCGUCCCCUGCGACUGCCGUCGUGGUUGUAUUAUUCGACGCGUUUCGAGACGUGUGCGUCGCUAGUACGGCUUUGCUAGCUUUGCUAGUCGAAUCCAAAACCGAGCACGCAACACGUCAAAUCAAACUCGAAUACAAUAUGAACGUAUUUUUGAACGUAAUCGGUUGGCUGGGCUUUUUAGCUAACCAAACAAAAUGGCAGAUAGGCCACGCCCACAAGUCACAAGCGAUACUAGGGACUUAUCGCUAUCUAGUGUGAACUGGUGCAACCGGCUGCAGGAACAAAAUCUGCAGUAAAUAAAAUAUUUACAAUCAUCCCAUCCUCGCUUGUUUUUCUUUUUUCUUUUUCUUUUUUUUUUUCUCUUCUUUUUUUUGCGUCCAAAUAUCUGAAUCAGUCCGAAUCGUUUUCUACAGCACACGAGCAGCUUUGAGUCUCAGUCCGUUCUCGCUCUUGGAUAGACAAUUUCAGCGUAUUUGUUUCGCGUGAUCCUCGUGUCUCUUCGUUUCGUCGAUUAUUUUAACCAGCCUGAAACGUUCUGAGUGGGGGGAAAAGCAAACAAACAAACAACUAAAAUGGAUAAAGAAAUAAACCGUGUAUAUGGGAGAUAUUUUAAUAUAAUUUUAAAGUCCAGGUUUUAGCAGGAGGACGUAGCGGUAACUCUCGGUCAGAAACGCAGUGUUUCCAGUCAGUGCAUCGUAUACUGUCUCAUGAUGAUGAUGUUUUAUUUGGUUCCACUACCGAACUCCACGCCUCGUUUAUUAUCGUGUACAACGAAGAGGAAUGUAAUGUACUGUUAAUAAGUAUAAAUAGAAAAUGUCCUUUUGUUUUGUUUUGUUAAUUCGCGCUCUCUCUCUCUCUCUCUCUCUCUCUCUCUCUCGCUCUCUCUCGCUCUCUCUCUCUCUCUCUCUCUCUCUGUAUCCCUCAUUAUGCAUUCCCCAAGAAACUGUUGCAUGUUUUCAUUUUAUUUGUGAAUAACUUAACCUGCUUUUUACAUAUUUAAUAUAAAACAAAAAAAUGUUAUGUGUUUGUUUUUUGUUUUGUUUGUUUGUUCGUUUUUUUUUUUUUUUUUGUAUGUUUAACCUGCUAUUUUAAAUCUCCAGAGAGAUUUAAAUUUGCCGUAAUAAAAAUCCGUCACUUUGAAAAGGA